Symbiodinium sp. CCMP2592 is the source of this 1339-nucleotide messenger RNA. NCBI's taxonomy places the organism in Eukaryota, Dinophyceae, Suessiales, Symbiodiniaceae. The record is from the annotation of a GenBank genome assembly.
AUGGCAAAUGUAAAGGGCGAGGAUGACUUGAAGAAGGCAUCGCAGAAGGCACUAGAUGCUGCAGCGCGACGCAGGCAGCUGGCAGCUUCGGUUGCAAGCGUGGCUGCAAACCCCGACGGUGGCAUGGUGGAUGCAACUAACAAAAGAAGCCGCCCGCCCAAGACCCCCAGCACUGUGAACACCGAGACGCCCUCCUGCAAGACACCAGCCCCGAAGCAUGCCAAAAACCUGGAAAGUGUAGGAGACACGCCUGCAGAAACUCCGACCCCGAGCAAGCAACUCUUCGCAACCCCUGGGCAAACUCCGGACCCGAACAAGCAGCUCUUCGCGACUCCAUCGAAGAUGCCGGCGAAGGGCGGCUCCAGCGUGGACUCUCUCGAGAUACCGACCCCGGAUGUUGCGAGGCAGAUGCACAAUGAUGUGAUGGACUCAUGUCCCGACACACAAGUGGACUUGGACGUGCAGAUUGAUCACGAUCUCGCGAAGCUUAGCUUGGAGACCGCCGACGCCCCGCAGCACUCCAGCAACCUCGGCUCGGGGAAGCCAUCGUCUGUUGCUGAUGAUGCAGCACAUGCACUCACGACACUGUGUGAUGUGCUUCAGCAAAGCCCCAGUGAGAUUCAGAAAGCUUUGCUACGCCCCGGAACUGUCGAGUUCGAGGCAAUUGCUGCUGCAGUCAAGACUGCCAAGCUUCAGGAAGCCCAAGCACAGCAGGAGCUCGCAGCAAAGCAGGUACCGGCUACUCAGGCCAUGGACAGCUAUCUAGAUGAUCUGUAUGGCAACAGCCAUCGCUGUGACUCGAGGUCCCCUCCUGGAAUGCGCCCGAAUGCUGAGCCCAAGCCGACAGAAGCCUCGAACCAAGCACCACAGCAGAAGCCCAAGCCGGCAGAAGCCUCGGACCAAGCACCGCAGCAGAACAAGCCAGCAGAAGCCUCGGACCAAGCACCGCAGCAGAAGCCCAAGCCGGCAGAAGCCUCGGACCAAGCACCGCAGCAGAAGCCGAUCACAGAAGCCUCAAUUCCUAUGGAUGUCGAUGCCCCAUUCCUCUCCAAGCAGGUGGUCAAUGCUUUGGUGCAUGUCGAGCCAGAUCAGGGGAAUGCCGAGAAAGCACUGGAGCAAAAGCCGAAUACCGAGCCCCAGCAGUCGAUGCCUCCACCUUCCACUGUCCCUGUGAAGGCUACGCAAGCCACUCCUUCGAACCCACCUAGCAGUGCUCCCUCAACCCCUGGCCCGAGUGAUGUUGAAGAUGAUCCUGAGCUAUCGGCUCUUGCGGAUGUCAUGCACCAGAUGAAGGAAGCCGCCCGAAAGACGCGGAUGCGAUUCUUGCGGUCUUUCGAAA